Molecule: messenger RNA, 1004 nt
Organism: Bombyx mori (domestic silkworm)
Lineage: Eukaryota; Metazoa; Arthropoda; Insecta; Lepidoptera; Bombycidae
Gene: MHF2
Product: centromere protein X-like
Exons: 2
Coding region: 213-566 (117 amino acids)
Biological process (GO): resolution of meiotic recombination intermediates; replication fork processing; kinetochore assembly
Cellular component (GO): FANCM-MHF complex; Fanconi anaemia nuclear complex
Molecular function (GO): protein heterodimerization activity
Source: RefSeq, a predicted model, not a curated record
CUAUGGUUUAUCAGUUUAUUGCAGCCAAAGGUAAAGGCAAGGUCGUCGUUGUCAACGAAUAGAAAAGUGAACGAAUUCAAUAUUUACAUAAUUUUGUUCUUUAUUUAUUAGAUCUACUAUACCCUGAUACAAUAAUUGUUACACUAAUACUAUUUUGUAAUUUUAUACGAACUGUAUUUUGCUUUAAAAUAUUCCGAAAUUGAACAACAGCAAUGGCCCGCAAUAUUAAGGACAAUAAUAAUAUUGAUCCGGCUACUUUAUUGUCUAAUGUGAAAAGUACAAUUAAAAAGGAUGUAAUAAAGGAACUAUUAGAAAACCACUUCCAAGAAAGUAAAACCAAGAUUGCCCCACAUGCUCUUAUGUUGUUGGCAGAUGUGGCCAAAUGUCUGGUCACCGAGACAUGCCUGCGUGCAGUCAAACAAGCACAGAGAGAGGGUUCUAACAAAGUUGAUGUAGAACAUAUUGAGAAAUGUUUACCCCAGCUGGUAAUUAUAGACCAAAAUUUUUCUCCUCUUUUCUCUGUACAGAUGGCUCAACCAAUGUCCCGAGUAGGAAAUAGAAUGUAAUAUAUUGUUUUCUCCCACAACAUUUUAAAGUUGCUUUUUUUUAAUAUGAAGAGAUUAUUCAGCAUACUUGCUAUAUUUAUUUAUGUCUUUAGUUGUACACAAACUUGGUAUAUUGGAAAAAAUCUGGAAAACAGACAAUGGUUUCUAGCAAUACUACAAUACAACACAUUCAAUCAAAUGAUAAUAAUUGUUUUUCCUGUAUAUCAACCAACUCAAAUUAAAAACAUUGUGAUGCAGGAGCUACUGCCACCAAACCUUAGGUUUGCUAAAAUGUCAGGUUUUUAAACAAGUGUUAAUGCUCACUUUAGUAUUUUUUCUUUGUUGUAAAUUUUAUUAUUUCCGCUUCCUCUUGUAGUCUAAUGUUACAUAUUAAAAUUAUUAACCCAUAAUUGCAGAUGCUGGACUUCCCUUAAAUUAAUAAAGAUGCUACAAAUGGAA